UUGCUGCAGUCAAAAUAAGCAGCCAGUGUUUGAUAAAGACAGCUCCUCUUAGGAAGAAUUGUCAUCCCGAAACACAUAGAGAGACAUUCUCUCUGUCUCUCAAUUAAAAUCAUUAUUUCCAGAAUGGAGAAGAAGAUGAUGAAGCUAUUGAUUAUGUUUGCUCUUGGAAUGAACUACUGGUCUUGCUCAGGUUUCCCUGUGUACGACUACGAUCCAUCCUCCUUAAGGGACGCCCUCAGUGCCUCUGUGGCAAAAGUGAAUUCCCAGUCACUGAGUCUGUAUCUGUUUCGGGCAUUCAGGAGCUCAUUAAAAAGAGUUGAGGUCCUGGAUGAGAACAACUUGGUCAUGAAUUUAGAGUUCAGCAUCCGGGAGACUACAUGCAGGAGGGAUUCUGGAGAAGAUCCCUCUACGUGUGCCUUCCAGAGGGACUACUAUGUGCCCACAGCUGUUUGCAGAAGCACCGUGAAGGUAUCUGGCCAGCAGGUGCAGGGCGUGCGUGCUCACUGCAGCUGGUCCUCUUCCACGUCUGAGUCUCUCAGCAGCGAAGAGAUGAUUUUUAGGGACAUGUUGGGAUCUCAUAAAUGGAGAAACAAUUAUCCAUUUGGUCUCAUUCCAGAUGAGUCCAUAAGUGAACAAUUGUAUGAUCGAUCACUUGAGAUCAUGAGAAGGGCUUUUCCUCCUGGAAAUAGAAGGUACCCAAAUUACCGGCACAGAGCAAGAAUAAAUACUGACUUUGAGUAACAGUCUUGAGGUUUCUCAGUCUAGGGAAUCAGCAGCAAAGUGAGCUUUCUGUCAAAGCAGGUAUCACCAGGAAGAGACCCAGAAGACUGGGGCUUUUUGUUCUCCAAGCCACUUACUUAGAAAUGUGCUCCCAAAGGUUCUGUUCCUGGAGCCAGGCCUGCUUUGGGGCUGACUGAGCAGUGAAAGAAUUUGAGGAUGUGAGAAUCCCCCAAACCAAUCACAGUCUCCUGCCAGGACUGAAACACACACGAGUUACCAUGGCAGUGGCUGAAGACAUCAUGAACCCUUGAACACUAUUUUCUGGAUGAAUGAUACACUAAAUCUUUAUCAGUCAUUUGUGCCUGGGUGUGGAUGCGACUUCUAAUUCUGCUCCAUGGCAAACUGCUUUACCUAUGACAGCUUUUAAAUGUCUGAUAAGGCCAGUCCGUAUCUCACCCCAACUCUUCUAUAUUUUUUCCAGAACUUUAUUAUUUUCAUCUGCUUAUUUUAUUUCAACUGUAAGAUCGGCUUGUCAGGUUAUGAAGGAAACUCUGUUAGCAUUUCAAAUCAAAUUGAUUAUAUCAAAUUUACAAAUUAAGCUAGAAAAACAUGACAUCUUUAGAUUUUUGAGUUUUGCUCCAUAAGACUAAGAUACACAUUUCCAUGUACUGAAGUCUUCUUUUAUGCUCCAUGAGUUUAAGAAUUUCCUCAUAUGUGUUCCACAUAUUUCCUCUGAGAUUUAUUUAUUACUAUAAUUUUUUAUUGUUAUUAUAAAUGGGAUAUUUUGCCAUUGUAUUUUGUAAUAUGAAACUGACUAAUAUAAGAUUUUGGCCUCUCUUCCUGCUGACUUUUCAUAUUGUUACUAACAGGUUUUCAGCUGAUACUCUUGGAGAUUCCAUGUAUUAUAACCAUACCUUUUUCAAAUAAUAUUAAUUUUGCCUUCUUUUCAUUUUUUAAACAUUACUUCUUUUUUUUUUCCUAUUUUAUUUGAUGAGUCUACUCCAACAGGACUAAAUUACAGGGUGAUAAUAGACUCCUCUGUGUCCUGUGCCUUACUUUCACAGCAUCCUAAGAAGCAUUUUAGUGUUUCUUCACGGACAAUGCUGACUUCUGUGUUGGUGUAAGAGCGUCUAUAUUUUUAAGCACAUUAAAGUUGCAUCUGUUCUUCCACCAUUAAGAGCUUACAACAUAGAUGUACGGUAUACUGAA
Sapajus apella (tufted capuchin) is the source of this 1929-nucleotide messenger RNA. It is a transcript of the gene SPP2, whose product is annotated as secreted phosphoprotein 2. Gene Ontology annotation, cellular component: extracellular region. The record is from RefSeq and is a predicted model, not a curated record. NCBI's taxonomy places the organism in Eukaryota, Metazoa, Chordata, Mammalia, Primates, Cebidae. Bases 124 to 741 code for a protein of 205 amino acids. Gene Ontology annotation, biological process: bone remodeling. The transcript has 8 exons.